Drosophila ficusphila is the source of this 1448-nucleotide messenger RNA. RefSeq names its product tRNA (guanine-N(7)-)-methyltransferase non-catalytic subunit wuho (gene wuho). The record is from RefSeq and is a predicted model, not a curated record. Gene Ontology annotation, molecular function: tRNA (guanine(46)-N7)-methyltransferase activity; protein binding. Gene Ontology annotation, biological process: RNA (guanine-N7)-methylation. NCBI's taxonomy places the organism in Eukaryota, Metazoa, Arthropoda, Insecta, Diptera, Drosophilidae. Gene Ontology annotation, cellular component: cytosol; tRNA methyltransferase complex; nucleus.
GAUCGCACAGUCUGGUCACAUUGAUUCGCUCUUAUUUUCCCGACGUGCACGGUGGACUUUUCAUGGCAACGAUUUUCUUCACGGAGCCCGAACUAGUGGUCGGUCAUGGCCGUAGGGUGCUGUUCGUGAAUCCCAACGACCUGCAGAUAUUCAAGGAGAUCGAGCUCCCUCCCGACCUCGGCCUGAAGGCCCCCUCUUCUGCCGAGCAGGAAUCUUGUCCUUCGAGCGGACAAGGUCCGGGAAAGGAGCAACAGCUUGCUGCUGCGGGUGCCAAGCAGCCGGAAGCCACUGCCUCCGGAUCGGGAGCAGCCAAAGUUGAGGUUCCAACCGUCGUGCAGAAUGUAGCCUACUCACCAGACAGACAGCUGUUGGCUGUGACCACCAAUGGAACCCAAAAAGCGUUAUUGCUGUACCGCGCGCGGCCGGAGAACGCACGCCUGCUCUCGGCCCGACCACUAGCCCGAGCAGCCAGUGCCCUGCGCUUUUGCAGCGACAGCAGCUCCGUUUUGGUCACGGACAAGACGGGCGAUUGCUACCAGUACGACUGUGUGGAGGUGGAGGCCACUCCGCGUCUGCUGCUCGGCCACCUGAGCGUGGUGUACGAUAUCCUGUGGUCGGAGGACCAGCAGCACAUCAUCACCUGCGAUCGGGAUGACAAGAUACGGGUGACCAACUAUCCCGCAACCUUUGACAUCCACAGCUAUUGUCUGGGUCACAAAGAGUUUGUAUCAGGGCUGGCAUUGCUCACCGAUCAGCACAUAGCCUCCGCCUCGGGGGACAAGACGCUGCGCGUUUGGAACUACAUACAGGGCAAGGAGGUUCUGCGGCACGAACUGCCGGCUCCGGCGGUUCGACUGCUGGUGCGGCAACUGGAGCCGGAGCGUAUAUACCAGGCGGCAGUGCUCUUCUACGACCACGUGGAUGCCCUGGGACUGUAUCGCUUGGAGCGUAGCUCAGACGAGACCUGGAGUGUCACGGGCGCGCAAAUGGUGCGUGCCGAGGCGGGCUCCUGGAAUAUCAGCAACUUUACUUUAACAGCCGACAGAAUUUACGUCACCGGCGCGGAGAACGAUCGAUUGAGCCUGAGGGUCUACGACAUUGCCACAGGCCAGCGGGCGACCAACGGAGUUCCCGAAGGAUGGCUGGAAAUGGUGCUGGAGGGGCUGGGCGCCUCAGGGGAGGAGGGACUUCCAUUCGUUCCCGAGGACCUAUCAGUUUGGUUCAAGAAGCGCUUUGACAACGUCAGCGACUAUCUCGAGCGCAAGAAAAGGCGCAUCGAGGAGCAGCAGCAGCAAAAGUGUGGAUAAUCCCAAAAAGAAGCCCGAUAAGAAAAUUACAUAAAGUUUAUCUUUACAUAGCAUUUAAUUAGCGUAUGGAGAAAAGAAACGGACUUUGUGUGACAGGUCUGUUUGUUGGACAUAAUAUAUAUAUCUGUAUAUGUGUGUAAA